Equus quagga is the source of this 1775-nucleotide messenger RNA. RefSeq names its product CTD nuclear envelope phosphatase 1 regulatory subunit 1 (gene CNEP1R1). Bases 99 to 476 code for a protein of 125 amino acids. The transcript is spliced from 6 exons. The record is from RefSeq and is a predicted model, not a curated record. Lineage: Eukaryota; Metazoa; Chordata; Mammalia; Perissodactyla; Equidae. Gene Ontology annotation, cellular component: cytoplasm; Nem1-Spo7 phosphatase complex.
GAACGGUUGGAGGUGGGAGUUGGCGCUGCGGGCCGGGCGGGGGCCGCGGGGCUGCGAUGCGGACGGGGCCGCGGCGGUGACCCGAGCUGCCGCCCGACAUGAACUCGCUGGAGCAGGCUGAAGAUCUCAAGGCUUUCGAGAGGAGACUUACUGAGUAUAUUCAUUGUUUGCAACCUGCCACUGGACGUUGGAGAAUGCUUCUUAUAGUGGUAUCUGUCUGUACAGCUACUGGUGCCUGGAACUGGUUGAUAGAUCCCGAGACGCAAAAGGUGUCCUUCUUCACAUCAUUGUGGAAUCAUCCAUUUUUCACCAUCAGCUGUAUCACUCUAAUAGGCUUGUUCUUUGCUGGAAUACACAAGAGAGUAGUUGCACCAUCAAUUAUCGCUGCUCGAUGUCGAACUGUAUUAGCAGAGUACAAUAUGUCUUGUGAUGAUACAGGAAAACUAAUUUUGAAACCUAGGCCACAUGUUCAGUGACAAUCUGCAUUCAUUGUUAUGGGACCUAAAACAGCCUUUCUGCAAAUAAGUGAUAAAGCAAAAAGCCAUAAGGGAUUCCUCUUACAGUUGGACAUGUGAAGGUCAUAGUAACAGCUGACGAGAAGUGUGCAAUAUUUCCCCAGCUUGUCCUGAUGAUGGUGACUCGCAUCAUCACUGGUUUGGUACCUUUGGUUAUCUGUGUUUCAGUAUUAGUGUCACUUUAGUACUUCAGACUCUGCAAAGAUGUUUGCAGAUGAAGGAUAUAUGUAUGUUACUAAGUUAAACUUAGAACCUCAUCCAGUUUUUAUAAUGUAUUUUUGCAAACUACUGUAAAUAGUAAAUCAAUGCCAAUGUUAAAGAGGAAACCGUUAUGUGGACUUUGUUCUCCUACCCCAGUAUUUCAGGAACAUCUGCUUGCCAUCUCCACAGCUCUUUACAGACAGCUGUUGUGUGUAGCUGUGCCUUUCGUUCUCACACUUCUCUCUCUCAGUCAAUGCAGGAGUAACGUCGUCGGAUUGAGCUUAGACUGAGGAAAACUCAUCUCCAUUAUGUUGCAAACUUAUAGAUGUUUUGAGAAACAUUUUUGUUAAAUGUGAACUUCAGCCACUAUUGUGGUGGUGUUUUCCAGUUCAUUGUUUUCAUUUAAUGCUAAAUAUACUUUAUAUUUUUUAAUAAUUUUAAUAGUACUCCAAAGGCUUCUGAAUAUAAAGUUUAGUUAUAAAUUAUGUUGUCUGGGAAAACAAAUAGUCAUUGUUUUAGGUAAUUGGAUUUUAUGCUGUGGUAGACAUGCUGUUAAAUAGUAUCGCACAAGUGUAAUUGAUCUCCACUCCAUCACAGGGAUAACUUGGGAGCUGUGCCACAAACUGGAGUCGACAAUUCUCACUGUUUAGAGAGUGUUAAUGACAUACUGUGUAUGCAUAUUAGCCACAUGUACUAUAAUAGCCCUAAAAAUUAAACUAUUGGGAUUGCUGUAAAUAUUUUAAAGAACUGGAGGUGCCUUUUACCUGUUUAUUUGAAGAUUUUGAAAAGGUUUAAAUUAUUUCAUGAGCAAUCUUUUACAUUUCAUUUAACAUAAAGCUGAAAAUUCAGUAACAGGACAAAAACUUUUUAACAAGGCUACCAUUUAACUUAAAUAUGUUUAUCUUGGCUUUCACAUGUAUAAAAUUUUAUUCUUUGAACUGCAGCAAUAAAACCCUUUGCUCCUAAGAAGUCUUAAGAGGGUAUUCUAUACUGCUUUGUUUUAUUUUCUGUAAAUUUUGUAGGCAAAUAUGUGCAUAAAAAUAAAUACUUUAUAUAUAA